Messenger RNA from Microplitis mediator, 8758 nucleotides. It is a transcript of the gene FASN1, whose product is annotated as fatty acid synthase. Gene Ontology annotation, molecular function: phosphopantetheine binding; fatty acid synthase activity; oxidoreductase activity. NCBI's taxonomy places the organism in Eukaryota, Metazoa, Arthropoda, Insecta, Hymenoptera, Braconidae. Bases 348 to 7565 code for a protein of 2405 amino acids. The transcript is spliced from 4 exons. The record is from RefSeq and is a predicted model, not a curated record. Gene Ontology annotation, biological process: fatty acid biosynthetic process.
GUGAAGUUCGAUCGUUGGAACUUUUUGGCUGCGUUAUAUACUGACUGUUAUAAAUAUUCAUCAUCACCUCAAUAACUUUUACAUACAUUUUAUUAUUUUACUACAACUGUUUACUUUUUUAUCACUAGCUUGCAGUGCUGUCGAUAAUUACCGGUGUUAUAUUUUAUAUUUUAAAUAAAACCGAUAACUAAAAUUCUUAUUGUUGUCCAUUGGUUAACUCUUCAGGAUUAUCCACGUCUUAGCCUACUGUCCACGAGGUUAAAACGUCUGAUAAGUCUGCAGUAAAAUAAAAAAGAGUAACCACGAAAAACAAUAAAAGUAAACGUAAAAAAAAGCAACGUACUAAAAUGCCAGCGAGGUUUGAAAGUGUAAACAAUCCAAUAAUGCGCGACCAAUCGAUUUCAAAUGGCGUUUCAUAUUCAGCAGACAAUGAGAUUGUAAUUACCGGUUUCUCCGGUCGUCUGCCGGAGUCGGAAAAUAUUGAAGAAUUCAAGAGAAAUUUAUUUGACGGAAUAGAUCUGGUGACUGAUGACGAGCGACGAUGGCCGCGAGGACUUCACGGUUUGCCAGCACGUUCAGGCAAACUAAAAGAUUUGGCUUCUUUCGACGCGACUUUCUUUGGAGUCCAUGCUAAGCAAGCGACGGUGAUGGAUCCUCAGCUGCGAAUGCUUCUGGAACUGACACACGAGGCAAUCGUUGAUGCUGGUAUAAAUCCCACUGAAAUACGCGGCUCAAAAACAGGUGUUUUUGUCGGUGUAUCAGACUCCGAGUCUGAUGAAUUCUGGACCGCUGACCCGGAUAUGGUCAAUGGGUACGGACUUACUGGUUGCUGCCGUGCCAUGUUUCCCAACAGAAUUUCUUACACGUUUGAUUUAACUGGCCCGUCAUUCGCAGUCGACACAGCUUGUUCUUCAUCACUGUACGCGAUGCACCAAGCAGUCAUGUCUAUGAGAACUGGACUCUGUGAUGCGGCGAUAGUUGCUGGAGUUAAUUUAGUUCUAAAGCCCACCAGUUCACUGCAAUUCCAUCGCUUGAGUAUGUUGUCACCUGACGGCAAGUGCAAAGCCUUUGAUGAAUCAGGAAACGGAUAUGUGCGCGCAGAAGCUGCGGUAGUUAUUUACUUGCAGAAAGCUCGUGAUGCUCGACGAGUUUACGCUACGGUUGUAAACUCUAAAAUAAACGUCGACGGCUACAAAGUCCAGGGAAUAACUUAUCCGUCUGGGGAUAUGCAGAACCAGUUGAUGAGAGAAGUUUACGCUGAAGCUGAUAUUGAUCCGCGUGAAGUAGUUUAUGUAGAGGCACAUGGAACGGGAACUAAAGUUGGAGAUCCACAGGAAGUUAACUCGAUUGCUAAUUUAUUUUGUAAAGACCGCAGGUCGCCGCUGCUCAUGGGCUCCGUCAAGUCAAACAUGGGACACUCAGAACCUGCAAGUGGUCUCUGUUCGAUCGCCAAAAUGCUUAUUGCUAUGGAAGCUGGUAUUAUUCCUGCUAACUUACACUUUAAUACUCCAAAUCCAGACAUACCGGCACUUAAUGACGGAAGGAUCCAAGUUGUUGACAAAGCAACGCUCUGGAACGGCGGACUUAUCGCUAUAAAUUCAUUUGGGUUUGGUGGUGCAAAUGCCCACGUUAUUUUAAGAAGCAAUCCAAAGCCGAAAAUUCCACCGGUACUGAAUGUCGAGGUGCCGAAAAUUGUCGCCGUUUCGGGAAGAACUCAUGAGGCUUGCGAUCUUUUCUUGGAAAAAAUAAAAGAGCAACAGAAAGAUGACGAGUUUGUUGCUCUUGUACACAAUGUACAUAAAAAUAAUAUCGUUGGACACAAUUACCGCGGAUUCCAGAUCUUGGGAAGUGAAAGUGCCAAGGAGAUUGACGAGUAUCAGUCGACGCAGGACCAGAGACCAAUCUGGUACAUUUUCUCCGGCAUGGGAACUCAGUGGGCUGGUAUGGGAAAACAAUUAUUUGGCAUCGAAGUGUUCCAACGCAGUCUCAGACGUUGUGCUGAAGCUUUGAAACCUGAGGGCGUCGACUUACUGAACUUGAUCCUCAAUGGAACGGACGAGACUUUCGAGAGCGUACUCAACAGCUUCGUGUCGAUUGCGGCGAUCCAAGUGGCCUUGGUGGACGUUUUGUCUUUGAUUGGGAUCCAGCCUGACGGUAUUGUCGGUCACUCAGUAGGAGAACUUGGUUGUGCUUACGCUGACGGUACUUUUACUCCCGAGCAAACAGUUCUUGCGGCCUACUGGCGUGGUAAGAGUAUCGAAGAUUCAAAAUUACCGCCCGGUGGAAUGGCAGCCAUUGGAUUGAGCUGGGCAGAAGCCGCUAAAAAAUGUCCAGCAGAUAUUUCACCCGCUUGUCACAACUCAUCGGACUCUGUCACUGUGUCAGGACCCGUCGAGUCAAUCAAGAAGUUUGUCGAACAAUUAAAAGGAGAAGAAAUAUUCGCAAAGGUUGUCAACAGCUCAGGAGUUGCCUUCCACUCAAAAUAUAUCGCUUCUGCUGGUCCAAGACUACGGUCAGUCUUAGAGAAAAUAAUCACCAGUCCUAAGCAGAGAACAUCCCGAUGGAUUUCUUCAUCAAUUCCCGAGUCAGCUUGGGGAACUCCUCUGGCACAACUCAGCUCACCGGCUUAUCACGUAAACAAUUUACUGUCUCCAGUACUCUUCCAAGAGGCACUAAAACACAUUCCCGCAAACGCUAUCACUAUUGAAAUAGCGCCUCACUGUCUACUCCAAGCGAUUCUCCGACGUUCAUUGCCGCCGACUGUCACCAACGUGGGACUUCACAAGAAAGAUCACAGCAACAACUUGGAAUUCUUCUUGACCAACGUCGGUAAACUUUACAACUCAGGUGCCCAGCCAGACUUGAGCAAACUUUAUCCACCAGUCAGCUUCCCAGUCGGUCGCGGUACCCCGAUGAUCAACUCUAUCAUCGGAUGGGAUCACUCAGUUCAAUGGGACGUCGCUGAUUUCUCAGGCAAAGUCGGGGGAUCUGGUGAGACUGUUGUAGAAAUUGAUCUAUCCAAGGAAGAGCAUGCACACAUCGCAGGCCACACUAUCGACGGAAGAAUUUUAUUCCCUGCUACUGGAUACCUUGCUAUUGUCUGGAAGACAUUCGCCAAAUUGCGCGGUAAAGAUUACGAAAAGAUGCCGAUUAUUUUGGAGGAUGUCCAGUUCCACAGAGCAACGAUUAUGCCCAAAGAAGGCCCAGUUAGAUUUUUAAUAAAUAUCUUCGAUGGAACUGGUGGUUUCGAGAUCUGUGAAGGCGGAUCUCCAGCAGUAACUGGAAAAAUCCGCGAGUCUGAAAAUAUUGAGAAAGAUCAAUUGAACCUGCCAAUUCCUACAGUAAAUAAUGAGUCUGAUCUACUUAAUUUGAACACCGGUGACGUCUACAAGGACCUGAGACUCCGUGGGUACGAUUACAAUGGAAUUUUCCAGGGUAUCAAGUCAUCAGAUAACCGCGGAACGGUUGGAGAACUCGCGUGGGUCAAUUGGAUUUCUUUCAUGGAUUGUAUGCUUCAAUUCAGUAUCUUGGGCAAAGAUACAAAAGAUCUUUAUCUGCCAACGAGACUUCAGUACGCGGCUAUAAAUCCUGUCGCUCAUCUCGAGGCUGCUGAGAGCUUAGAAGAAGAGGCUGGAUUCAAAGUGUACUCUUAUCCUGAGAUCGGUAUCAUCAAAUCAGGAGGCGUGGAAUUACGUGGCAUGAAAGCUUCCUUAGCACCACGAAGACAACAGACUCAAGCGGCUCCUAAGCACGAGAGAUACGUCUUCAUUCCGUACGAAAAUCCUCAAGGAGUCGUCGAAGAUCCAACCAAAGCCCGCAUUCACGCUCUGACCGUUUUACUUCAGACCAUCAUCGAGAACUUGGGAGUAAUGAAAGUCAAAGGAGUCGAAGCUGCUGGUGAGAGAAACGCCGAGGGUCUUCUGGCUCCCACUGUAAUGGACAUUCUCUUUGGGGAACCUGCUCUCAGCGCCGACCUUCAAGUUGCCGCGACAUCCCCCGAGAGUUACACGGCAAACUUGGAACAGUGGGACAUCAAAACCAUCGCUAAAGAUUUAUCUAAAACUCCGGUAGGUCAAGAUCUUCAUUUCGUUAUCGGCGCAGACGUUCUUAGCAACGGCAACGCCACAGCGCUGACCAACCUCGCGGCAUCCAUCAAACCCGGCGGAUUUAUUAUCCUAGAAGAAACCGGCACGCCUCAAAAAUCUUAUCUGAAAAACUCCGGACUCGUGUUGGCUGCUAGCCAAACAUCUCCCGGCAAAUCUUAUCUUUUGUUGAAAAAAGUUGAAGAAAAGUCCGAGCCAAUAAUUAUCCAGAUAACGGAAAAAAAUUUCUCGUGGUUAGAAGGCGUCAAGGCAGCUUUGAAAAAAUCUGAAACCGAAAACCAAAAAAUAUUGUUGGUCUCCCAAGGUGAAGAAUUACUUGGUUUGAUUGGUUUGAUGACUUGUAUUCGUCGUGAAGCCGGAGGUCAGAAUGCGCGAUACGUAUUCAUUCAGGACAAAAACGCGCCUAAAUUUUCGCUUUCAAAUGCUUUCUACUCAUCACAAUUGGACAAGCAAUUGAUGUCAAAUGUACUGAAAGGCAACCAGUGGGGAAGUUACCGUCACUUGCGCAUGGAUUCACAGACUGACGUUUCAUCGUUACAAGUAGAGCAUGCAUACAUAAACGCACUUACGCGAGGUGAUCUGAACAGUCUGAGGUGGAUUGAAGGCCCACUGAGUUUCUAUCAACCGGAAAAAUACCCAGACAGUGAGCUCUGCCACGUCUAUUAUGCGCCACUUAAUUUCCGUGAUAUCAUGUUGGCCACUGGAAAGCUUCCUCCAGAUGCGCUGCCAGGUGAUUUGGCUGGACAAGACUGUAUUCUGGGUCUAGAGUUCGCUGGAAGAGAUAGCAAAGGCAGACGUGUCAUGGGAAUGGUGGCAGCACGUGGUCUCGCUACGACUGUUUUAGCUGAUCCAGGUUUCAUGUGGGAAAUUCCCGAGAAAUGGAGUCUCGAAGAAGCUGCAACGAUUCCCGUCUGCUACGCCACGAGUUACUACGCACUAUUUGUACGUGGAAGACUACAACCUGGUGAAAGUGUUCUGAUUCACGCUGGUUCAGGAGGAGUUGGGCAGGCAAGUAUCGCUAUUGCGUUACACGCUGGAUGCAAAGUUUUCACGACAGUUGGGUCCCAAGACAAACGCGACUUCUUGAAGAAGACGUUCCCUCAGUUAACGGACAGAAAUAUUGGCAAUUCUCGUGACACCAGCUUCGAGCAGUUGAUUUUGACUGAGACCAAAGGUCGAGGUGUUGAUGUAGUACUGAACUCACUUGCUGAAGAGAAGUUACAGGCAUCAGUGAGAUGUCUUGCUAAGGACGGGCGCUUUUUGGAGAUCGGUAAAUUUGACUUGAGCAACAAUACUGGUCUUGGAAUGUCAUUCUUCUUGAAAAACACGAGCUUCCAUGGUAUUCUUUUGGACGCACUCUUUGGAACUGACUCCGUUGAGAAGAAGGAAGUCGUUAAAUUGGUGUCUGAAGGUAUUGUCAAUGGCGCUGUGAGACCUUUGCCCGCCACAGUAUUUUCCGAGCAACAGAUUGAACAAGGAUUCAGAUACAUGGCCAGCGGUAAACAUAUUGGUAAAGUUUUGCUGAAAAUCCGCGACGAAGAGACUCGCGGAAUCGCCCAACCUGGUCCUAAGACAGUGGCAGCUAUUCCACGUACGUACAUGAGUCCAGACAAGAGCUACGUCCUCGUCGGAGGACUCGGAGGAUUCGGAUUAGAACUCGCCAACUGGAUGAUCACCCGCGGCGCUAAACACAUCGUUUUGACAUCUAGAUCGGGUAUCAGAACUGGCUACCAGUCAGUUUGCGUCCGUCGCUGGCGGGAAAUGGGCAUCAACAUCUUCAUCUCCACUGCUGACGUCACAACACCCCAGGGCGCUGAGAAAUUGAUCGCCGAGUCAAGUAAAAAUGUUCCAGUCGGUGGUAUAUUUAAUUUAGCAGCAGUACUACGUGAUGCGUUGAUCGAAAACCAAGAGGAAGCUCACUUCAAAGCUGUCGCACUUCCCAAAAUUGAUGGUACCAAGAACCUGGACACUGCGUCACGAAAAAUGUGCCCAGCUCUCGACUACUUCGUUGUCUUCUCGUCAGUCUCAUGUGGACGUGGUAAUGCCGGACAGACAAAUUACGGACUCGCCAACUCAGCUAUGGAGAGAAUCUGCGAACAAAGACAAGCCAACGGACUCCCAGGUCUUGCUAUCCAAUGGGGAGCUAUCGGCGACGUCGGUCUUAUUCUCGAGACCAUGGGCAACAAUGACACCGAAGUCGGAGGUACUUUGCCUCAAAGAAUGGCCAGUUGUCUCGCCACCAUGGACACAUUCCUCCAACAACCUCACCCGGUGCUGGCCUCAAUGGUGCUCGCCGACAAACACAAACUCGGUGACGCCGGAAGUCAAGUCAGUAUUCUCGAAGCCGUUGCUCACAUCCUGGGUAUCAAGGACGUAAAGACAGUCAACAAAUCCAGCAGUCUCGCAGACUUGGGAAUGGACUCACUGAUGGGCACUGAGAUUAAACAAACUCUCGAGAGAAAUUACGAUUUAGUUUUAUCAGCUCAAGAAAUUCGCGGACUUACUUUCGCAAAACUUACGACUCUCGCCAACGGAGGCGAAGAAGUUACGUCUCGCACCAACUCACCAAGCAAAAUUGGAUCUCCACGGUCACCACGUAGUCCAGAUCAGAUGGACGACUCGCUGUUAUUCCAGUGCUCAGGAACUGAAAUCGUACCUCACGAAGCAGUUUUGCGGUUAAACAGCGACAAAAUAACCGGCAUGCCGAUAUUCUUCGUCCACGCGAUCGAAGGGACAAUUUCAAACAUGAAGAGUCUCGCCGUCAUGUUCCAAAGACCCGUCUACGGACUCCAGUGUAUAAAAGACGCACCUCUAGAGUCUAUUGAGGAUCUCGCUCAAUUUUACGUCGAACAAAUAAAGUCAAUCCAAAAGAAAGGACCCUACACAUUAAUUGGUUACUCCUUUGGUGCCUGCGUCGCCUUCGAAAUGGCCCUGCAACUUGAGAGUCAGGGUGAAACAGUGACACUUAAUCUAAUUGAUGGAUCUCCAGACUACGUCAACAAACACAGUCAAACUAUUGGCAAACAUGCGACGCAAUCUGGUUCAACUCUCGAGGCUGAUGGAGAACGUAAAGCCCUUGCUUUCUUCAUAAGGCAAUUAAAUGCAGACGUCAACUUCAUCAAGGCGUACGCUACUCUUAGAGACAUAGAAAGUCAUGAAGAAAUGAUGGACAAAAUGCUGGAACUUAUUGGACCCACACCUUUUGAAGGCGAGGAUCUUAAAGUUGCUGGUGUAUUGUUCUUCAAAAAAUUAUAUGCUGCCAAUAUGUACAGACCGGCGGGGAAAUUCGAUGGUGUUGUUACCCUAAUUAAAUCAUCAGACAGUUUUAUGUCGCUGAGUCCCGACUACGGACUAGCUGAGUACUGCAAUAAGAAUGUAAAAGUAGAAGAAGUAUACGGCAAUCACAGGACAAUUAUGACAGGCGACAGUCUAAAGAAAAUGGCAGACAUAUUAAGCGCGUAAAUCAGAAGGUCAAUAAAUGUGACAGGUGAAAAUCAUUCCAAACAAAGUUUAACUAAAGAAAACAAACCCGCACUAAAAAUAGAUUAAUUUAAUAUAAUUAAAUUAAUUAAGUAUCUAAAUAAUUAUUUUUAAAUCCGUCAACUCAAUUCCUCGUGUAUAAAAACGAUACCAAGUUACCCGAUGUUUAAUAAUUUUUGGAUUUUUUUCAAAUCAAUUACAAAAAAAAAAAAUUUUUAAUUGCACCUAUAGCUUUUUUAAUUUUCUACAUGUGCAUAUUUUUUUUUUUUUUUUUUUUGUAAUUGAUUUGGUGGAAAAAAAUUCAAAAAUUUAAAUCAUCUUCUAACUUCAGGGUCAUGUAUAAAAACAUUCGCGAGAAUCCUCAUCAAGCCAAGCCAUCAACCUAGAAUAAGUUCAUCCUCUUAUUAUACAUACAUAUAUAUAAACAUAUAUAUUUUUUUUUCAUCAUUACAAAAUAAAGACAUCAGCAUUUAAUUUUUACGAUUAAUCUGUUGUACUGCAUAAGUAAAGUGUCCACGCGAUUUUUAAAUUUCGCUCAGUGGACAGGGCGGGAUUUUGAAAUUGUAUGGAUCACUGUAUUUAUUAUUAUUAUUAUAUUAACCGCCAUAUCUCACGAGAGUAUCGAGGAUCACAUAAUGAAUACUUGCAUAGGAAAUAAAUCAUUAAAUAUUAAUAAAUAAUAAUAAUAAUAAUUACAUAUAUUAUUUAUUAUUAAAAAUGUUUAAAUUGAUUAUCGUUUUUUAAAAUAUUAAAUUUUCAAAUGUAAGUUAACGUUAAAGUUUGUAAUAUACUUCUGUAUAAUGUAAAAAAUAUUUCUUUAUAUUUUUUUAAAAGCAUUUCUUUGACCUUCUUGUAGAUAUAUAGAUAUAAAUAUAUACAUAUAUCUAUAUAUUAUGAUGAAUUCGCCUUGAUUUUAUUGUGAUUUAGCGUAAUUAUCGUCUGUUGUUAUUAGCAGGUGUGUUCUUAAAUGUAUGACUAAUUUUUUUCAUAACAUACUACUACUAUAUACUACAUAAUAAAUAUAUACUACUGAUACUAAUUAAAUAAAUACUAAUACUAAAAUAAAUAAAUAUUAUAAUUGUAAUUUUAAGACACGAUUGGGACCGCCACAAUUUAAUGGUCUUAAUUUUUAAGUAUAAAUGUAAUAAAAAAUAUGUCCCAAUUUUAUAUAUUAA